Cylicostephanus goldi is the source of this 501-nucleotide messenger RNA. Lineage: Eukaryota; Metazoa; Nematoda; Chromadorea; Rhabditida; Strongylidae. The record is from the annotation of a GenBank genome assembly.
CUAAUAGAGGAGAUGCUGGAGAGGGCUCAAGAGGAGCUGGAGCGUGCUCGACCGGCAAUUACAGCAAUGGAAACCGAACAAGGACUUUUCCACCCGCGAGAUUGCGAAAUUCCAAAUCACGGAUUCGAUGAUCCUCCUCCAUCAUAUGAUCAAGCGUGCAAGGACGAUGAAUCUCCGCCAUUGUACGAAACUCUUGGCUAUGGAAACGUUAUGGCCGUCUUCGGCGCAGAAAGAGCAAGCUCAACAACAGCUAAUCAGAAUUCUAUAGGAAGGGCAUCUGAGGUUACAGCACAUGAGGCACCAUCUCACAGCGUACUCAUUCCACCUAAUUCACGGUCGGCUCCACCCCGACAGGGCAGUAUCUCUGAUGCAGCUUAUAUCUCUACCACAUUACAACAAAUUCAAAACUACGUGGAAGAAAUGCGGGAAAGGUUUUCACAAUCAGGUAAGGGAUAUGAGCACUUCUUGCAGAGCUCACUGGAUUAUGCAAUUGGUGGCUGA